Molecule: messenger RNA, 2934 nt
Organism: Aspergillus clavatus NRRL 1
Lineage: Eukaryota; Fungi; Ascomycota; Eurotiomycetes; Eurotiales; Aspergillaceae
Product: F-box domain protein
Exons: 3
Coding region: 1-2934 (977 amino acids)
Molecular function (GO): protein binding
Source: RefSeq, a predicted model, not a curated record
AUGCACGCGACCGGAGAUCCUGCAGAGCGACGGAAUAUUUACGACUCUGGGGCCCAAAUCCAUUCACCAGCGUGCUCGGAGGAUGCAGUGGAAACGGCAUCCUCGUGCUACAGUCGCAGGACUUCCGUGACCAGUUUUGGCUCCGAUCCCAUCGAGAGCCCCUAUAAAUCGGCCGAUGCAUUUUCGGUGAACUCUCCUACGGCUGCAGGAGUCUUUGAUGAUGAUGCAGCGCUCGUGCAUUGCUCGGCGUCCAGGCUAGUCGUAAAAAAGCCCUCACUGGCUGAGGUCAGAAACAAGCCCCUCCCGCGAGAACCCCCCAUCGAACUAGCACCCCUGCCCCCCUCGCGCAAUCGCUGUGGUGGUGGCUUUGGUGCGAGCACCCUGGUCAAUGACAAAGUACAAAAUGCUCGUCCUCCCCCGACCCUCUCCCAGGCGGCCGAGGAAUUGGAGAAUGUUUUGGCAGGAAUAACCAGACAGCGACAGCAUGGGUCUCAUUCCUCUCAGUCUGCACCCCUUCUCAAUAGUCCGUUACAGAUAAGCCGGGGUAAUAUGGACAUGAUCGCGACUCGACCAGCUCCAAAGCCUCCGACCAAUAUCGCUCCUGCCAGCUCCAUCAGUAUCUCACAACAAAAAUCUUUCAAAAGAUCACCGCGGGAUCUACGGAGAACAAUGAAGAGGUCUCCCAAGAAUAAAGGGGCGUUUUCGCUUAUGCCCAGCUUCAGUCGCAAGUAUAGCAGCCCCCAUCUGCGCUCCUUUAGCAGCUCGACCUUGAAGUCCGACGUGGAAUCGCAGCCCUUUCGCGUCCCCCAUUUCUCAGAAACAAUCGAAGAUGACGCAGCGAACGGGUCUGAAGUCGCUGAACUUCCAGGCCUGGUGGUCCCCUCCCAAAGGCAACGCCCGUCAUCCUUCUGCAGUGAAAGGGAAUUGCGGUUAAAGUUACCACGUCUACAAACGAAGCAAGUGCGCAGCCAUGAGGACCUCAUCUCCAGUUCCAGUUCUGCUGGAGAUAAAUCAAAUACCGACAACCCGGUUCACACACCUGGAAGCCGGCCGGACAAUGUGGAGGAGAAAAUCUUUAUUUCGUCGAGCAGGCCAGGACGAUCGUGCACGCUGGAUUCGCUUUGCGAAUUGGAAGGCGCAGUGCCCCAGAGGAUGACAUUGCCUCAGGAGAUGGUUUUUGAGCUUGAUGCCGGAUUGCCUUCUCCACAAGUCAAAGUUACUGUCGCCGUUCAUCUACCUCGUGAUGCCAUGACCGGCCAUUUGCCAGACGACAUUGUCAUGUCGAUUAUGGAAGCCGUCUCAUCACUUGAUGAUCUGUUCAACCUUGCAACUGUCUGCAAGCAAUAUUAUCGCGUCUUCAAAAGACAUGAAUUGCAUCUCAUGAGGAAUACACUCUUUCGAAUGUCUCCGCCAGCUUGGGAGUUGCGGGAGAUGAGCCCUCCAUGGGACAGCGAAUGGCAGAUUCUAGUUGAUCCUGACGCUCCAGUCCCAGAAUAUACCCCAGCUCUCUAUCUACAACGUUAUGCUCAAGACAUCUAUACCCUUGCUCAAUUAAAAUCACUCAUCCUGGCUCGAUGCAACACCUUCGUUCGUCAGGAAACAAUCAACGGCCUUACGGGUAAAGAUGAAACCCGGGCCACAGAAAUCGACGACGCUUUCUGGCGAAUUUGGACCUUCUGUCGAAUCUUCGGCUGUGGCAAGAACCGAGAGAACGACAUCAUGGGGCAGAUGGACUGGUUGAAUGGCGGUAUCAUAGCCAAGGACUGUAACAGCAUCGUAUCGACGUCGGUCACUGAACCCUUUGGCAUGAACAAUGUCCUCUUCGAGCCACCAGCUGGAUUUGGGCGCGGAAAUGCAGGGGGGCUCUCUCAAAGUCAGCUCUACGAUAUAACGGAAAUUUGGACCUGUCUAGGCGUGUUGCUUCAACCUAUUCAUGGUCAACGCGAGGAGGCUCGCAAAGUCGGCAUUUUUGACGGCCUUGGAAUUGCGGAGAAUGACACCGUCAAGGAAGAAGCCACAAUCGAGGAGUGGACAUAUUAUGUCCUUACUCUCGGUCCAUCCGCAGUUCUGAGCAUUGGCUCCAUCUGCCCAGUCGAUAACGCGGAAGUUACAUUCCGAACAGCUCGCUCAGUCGGUCUGACAAAAUGGGAGCCUUCCGACUCCGAUAUCAGUCGCUCCACAUUCAUCAAAGAGGCCGUGUCUAGAACCUACAAGGCUCGCGAAGGAAACCUAUCUCUGCCAUCCUCACGAUCAUCUCGUCUCUCCAACGCUAGUUCCCGAUCCUCCGGAUCCUCCUCCAGCCAGGAGAAUAGCUCUCAAACCAACACCAACUCAACCGACAGCAAACAAAGCAACCGUCGCAGACAAGCCGUCUUCGCAGCCCAGCUUCGCAGCCGUCGGGCCCAACAGCAAAAUGCCCCCGGCAACCCCAUCACCUUCGCCGAUGAGCGCCCCAUCUCCAGCUACGCAUUGAUCAUGCGACGCCUCGAGGGCCUCCCUUGCGAGCAGCAGCAGCAGCAGCCCCCACCUCUCCCCAACCAGGCCCAGGCAUUCUCCUCCACAGCGCAAAUCCCCCGUUACUGCCCCCCACCCGUCCAAUAUUUCCCACCUCUUCCUCCCCCGCCUCCACCAACCGCCACCUGGCCCGCCCCCGCCGUCCACCAGCCCCAGGUGCUCGACCCCGUCGACCAAGCCAUCCACAUGAUGACCCACGAGCUCGGCUUCCGCGAAGAAGAUGCCAAGUGGGCGCUGAAGAUCACUGACAGCGGCGAAGGCAUCGACGCCAAUGCUGCAAUCGCGCUGCUCAUGCGUGAGCAUACCAAGUGCGAAAAACGGCGCAACAGCCGCUUCUCGUUUCGGUCGAAGAAUCCUACCGUUCUCGAGUCGGUGAUCAAAAGCAAGGAAUCGCUGAAUUCGGGAUGGAGGUGGGCGUGA